ACUAAAAGUCAAAAUAGAAAAUAGUAAUAACCUGUUUAUCAUCAAUGAUCAUUUUAGAGAAUUUUUAACUCAAUUUGCUACUUAUUUUUAUCGUUAAACAAUGUCUUAAGCUCUAGUUGGUUUUGUCUUUUGAUAAAUAGUAAAAUCGUCUUGAUCCCGUUGUUAGUAAAUCGAUAAUAUAACUGUAAACCAUAUGGAAUGUGUUGUUAUAACAGUGAAUAAUUAACAGUUACUUGAAGAAAAAUGUUUUCCGCUAUAAAAAGGCUUACUAGUAAGGGUGAAAACUCCGCCAAUAAUGUGCCAACAUCUAGAUCCUCCAGCCACCAGGCUAUGUCAUCGUCUUUGCAGAAAAAAUUUGCAAGGGGUGUACAAUACAACAUGAAAAUAGUGAUAAAAGGUGACAGAAAUGUUGGAAAAACCUGUCUAUUCCACAGACUACAAGGGAAAAAGUUUGUUGAAGAGUACAUUCCCACAGACGAAAUCCAAGUGACUUCUAUCCAGUGGAACUACAAAGCUACCGAUGAUAUAGUGAAAGUAGAAGUGUGGGAUGUUGUAGAUAAAGGAAAAAAGAAGAAACAUUUCGAGGGGCUAAAAUUAGAAAAUACCCAGUUGGAAGUAGAGGAGGAACAUGCAUUAGAUGCAGAGUUUUUAGAUGUCUAUAAAGGCACUAAUGGGGUGAUAAUGAUGUUAGAUUUGACCAAAAAUUGGACUUUUGAUUACGUCCAAAGAGAGUUGCCAAAAGUUCCAGGCCACAUACCAGUGAUAAUAUUAUCAAAUCAUUGUGAUAUGUCGCACCAUAGAUCAGUUACUGCAGAACAUGUAAAUUAUUAUAUAGAAUCCAUUGCUGAUACGCGCUCUGCCCAAGUGCGUCAUUCAGAAUCAUCGAUGCGCAACGGCUUCGGACUGAAAAUUCUCCACAAAUUCUUCAACCUACCCUUCCUCCAGCUUCAAAGAGAAACCUUACUAAAACAAUUAGAAAGAAACGAAAUGGAAACGACAGUGACAAUUCAAGAAUUAGAUAUGUAUUGCAGCUCGGACGAGGCAAAUUACGGGAAGUUUUUGGAGAACUUGGUGAAAAAACGAAGGGAAGUUGCUGAUUCCAACGCGAAUAUUCCUCAGCCGCAGGUCAAACCUCCAACCAAUGUUGGUGGAACUGACAUGAAAAGGUCACAAAGUGCUUCUAUAGUUAUUGGAGCAGGUAAACCAAUUCCUUAUGGAAAUACAGCGUUGACUGUUCCAAAACAGCCAACUCCUCAGAUAUCCAAAAGUUCCAGCAUGAGUUCCGGUUUUGUUUCCAAAUGGGGACCGGAAAAUCGUGUCGUGGACGGUAUUCCAGAUAUAAAAGGUUUAGAAAUUAGUCCUAUAAAGUCAGUUGAAGAAUUCUGCCCGGAUAACGGACAACUGGGAGGUUUUCUAGAUGAUGUGCAUAUCAAUGCGCAGGUUGAGGCUAAAGAAGAAGGAGACUCAGGAACCGACACCGAUACUGGAAAUCCUCUAGUAUCCGAAUUACAGGAAGAUUUCGAUGAAGAUCUAGCAUUCUCAAAACCAAUGAAGCACGUCAAGAAAGUCGAAUCGCCCUUCACAGCACCAUCAAAACCUCUCAUCAAAUCAGACGAAAGCAAAGAGAAUGAAGUAGACAAAAGCAUUCCAGAGGAUUAUGAUAUGAAACAGACCACAGACGAGUUUGAUUCCACGAUUAACUCAGAAAUAUCAGAAUUAACUUCAGACGCAUACGAUGCAUGGAUGGGGGUUGAUACUAAAUGGAGGAGAUCGCCGGAAGGUGGUGAAGACAAUUCGGUAGUUAGCCAAACAUUAGAUUAUAGCAACAGUACAGUCUACGAUGACAGUAAUAGUAUCAAUUCUUCCAACGUUCACAUGGAACUGCUCAGUUCAAAGACCAGUUAUCCAACAAAUCCCAGUGGACAAAGCGAUGGAGAUGAUGCAAUGUCGUCGGGAUCGUUAAGGAAAGAGAAAAAAGAAAAAGAUAAAUCUAAGACUGAAAGAAAACACAAGAAGAAAAAAGACAAGGAUAAAGAGAAGCACAAAGACCCCGAUAAGAAAAACAAAAGGCGUUCUCGCGACGAAGCUUCCCAUUCGCACAGAGACGAACUAGAAGAAUUCCUCAACGGUACUACGAGUCCACCCCUGGAGGCCGACUACGAGGCCAUCUAGCAUAUGUCCGUCUGGAUGAAAUUCAGAUACGCAAUGAAUGUUUAAAAAGAUGUUUAAUCAAUUGCUCUGUUAUAAAGUAUUGCAUUUUUAAAGCUUUCGGAUAAUAUCCUCUUAAAAAAAAUUGCAAGAAGUUGCAUCAAGGUCUAAGUGGUUUUUCUUUUAAAAGUUUUAUUUGCAAUGAAGCAAAUAUUAACCAAAACAGAAAAUGGCAAAGCUUUGUUUUGUUGUUCGUUCUUUUAAAUAUUUCUGUGUGUAGUCAGUUGGUUGGUUGAAUAGAUUUCGCAUAAAAAAUUAGAUUUUUCUAUUUAAAUGAUAUUUGUACUGAAUUGUCGCCAUAUAUAAGAGCUGGAAUUUCAGUACCUUCAAUAAUCAAUAGAUAUCUAGCUGAUUGCACUGAUUUUUCAACUAUAAACGCCAAUCUCAGACUUCGAGUGUAAAAUCAUGUGCUGCCAAUGCAGCGGGGAAAAACGUUGACAAAGGCGUCACUUUUUAAGCUUUGCGACAUUUUUUAGUACUGACUAGUGAAUGGAAAUCUCAUCUCUAUUCGGUACUAGAGGAUUUGACGAAGAGAUAUUGAAAGGUAUAAGCUUCAAAAAGGAACAAAAUCAGCCAAAAUGCAUUGAAAAUCGUUGUAGAAGUUUUGAAACCGAUCAAAAUAUUGUUGUAAACGCUUCACGCUUUGCUUAAUACUUUCUUUAGCACUGCAUGGUGAUUAGAAACCAUAAAAGUGUGUUGGAAAUGUUAAGCAUACCGCGUUUGAAGCGAUGAAAAACGUUGAAAAUACAUUGAGUCGUUAGAAAGCGACGAAAUUCCGUUGAAAAUAGUGGUAGAAUUGAUAAAAAGGAGCAACACCGUAAUACAACGUUUUCUUUAGUACGUACUAAAUAAUGGUAAGAAAUGAUUGAAAAGCGUUAGAAUCGAACAGGCGUUAAAAAGGACGAAACAACAUUGAAUAUCAUUAAAAAUCUUCGAAAAACCAUGAAAACAAGCUAUGUAGAAGGCUGAAAAUAAAUCAAAAACUGACAUGUUUUUGUCAGCAAUUUGUUAGGUAACUUGUUUUGCCACUGUUCAACAAUUGUUCGUCGUUUCUGAUGGUCAAAACGUUUUGAAAGUCUUAAUGCUUUAAAAUUUCUAUUAACCACUUUUUUAGUCGUUCUCUACCGUUUCACAAUGUUUGUAUUCUUACUUUUUGGACUUCCCUCGUAAACAUUGUAGUUAUGUAUAUUGAAAAUUUUAAAGUAAUAAAAUACCUAUUUCAGACUACUAUAACCCCAAAACAGAAAGCCAAAAUUCGGCGAACUAAACUUUUAAGCGAAAAAUCACUUAUAAACUUAAUGUAACCAAUCUUGCACACUGCUGAUCCACUGGAUCUUUGUACAAAUGCCAUUUUUCAUAUUUAUACAAUUUAAAUCAAAAUAUUUAAGAGGCAACAGUAGCGAUCAACAGGUAGCAACAAACGCGGUCCAAGAUUGCGGCUGUAAUUUUAAAUAUUUUGUUGAGAUAUUUGGCACACAUAUUCGUAAUAUAAUAAAGAAUGGCGGUACAGAGCCCAAUUCGAGAAAUAUGUUAGUAUAUGGAAAUUAUGUACUCUGUAAUUAAAUACAAUAUUGCAAAAAGGAGCCUGUACCGCCAUUAAGAACAACAAAAAAAUGAACUUUCUUCAAAUAAACUUUUUUAGCCCAUGUCUAGAUUUUGUGUCAUAUUGGACCUAGUAAAAUUUUUUAUCUCUAACAAGAAAUCGAACAUAUUAUAACUAAAUAACUGAUUAGUCAACAUAGAGAAAGUGUCACUGUCAUUUUGACAAACCUACGUCAGAUUUCUGUUCUGUUAUCUGCAGCGGGAUUACGGACACUCGAUGCGAGAUCGCAAAACGAACCGUAGGUAAACUCGAUGCGAAUACGCAUCGAAGCCAAAAAGUGAUUACGAACUGGGUUCGAGUAGACUGUCAGAAAAUGAUCGGCAAUUAUCGUAUUUUUGAACCUGCGGGAUAAUAUUUCGAACAAAUGGAAUGAUGUGCACGUUAUAUGCCAAGCUCAUUAACCUCAAUAAUUAUUACAAUAGAAUAUAAAAUAAAGUUUUUAUUACAUAUUUAAUUGUUAUAAACGAUUAUUUUAUAUUCUAAGGAUGCUACAGUGAUAACGUGUACCUAGAUAUAUAAAUAUAUAAUUUUCGAACUUGAGUAGAAUUUGAGAUUAAUUAUGAUUUUUUACCGUUAUUAAAGAUUAAAUAGCCAGGGAAAGAUGGGAGACGUUAUAUAAAAAUAUUACUAAAGGUCGUAAUAGUCACUGCUAACUACCUAUUCCCUUCAUUGAAUUUUGUCUCAGAGCAUUCCUUAUCUUACCUUUUCGCCAUUAAAUCUUACUCUGCAAAUAUUACAAGGAUAAAAAUUAACCAUGGACGUUUCCUUCACAUAUUUUUAAAAUAGGAAUAAGUAUUAGAGAACUUCUGUCCGUGUAAUGAGUGUAAUAACACCUCACUGGGAGAUUUAAACAAUAUAUUUUUUUAAUGUUCAAAACAUGAGAAUUAUUAUCAAAAUCGUAUAAUCUAAAUAUCGUUUGAUUAACGAUACACAUUAUUUUUAAACUGAAGAAAUCAAAGUAUGAAGUAAGUAGGUCAUGUCGUUAUGUAUUCACUUUUCUUAAUUUUUAUACUUGGAUCGGCAAGAGAGAAAGCGUUAUAGGAGAUCAGCGAUCUAUCAGAGAGAGAUAGAUAGUUCGAGUUGGCAACUCGACAGGGUCGUUGGUAUCGAGCAGUGCCUUCGAGUUGACUCGCAUCGACAACGUAGGGAAAGAGGUUUCGUAAUCACUCCCUACGGUAAAACAUGGCGGAUACGAUGCGUAUCGAGUGUACGUAAUCCGGGCCCUGCAUAGGGAUUACGAACACUCGAUACGAAUUGUAUUGAGUGCAGAUAAUGGAACAGAAAUCUGACGCUGGUUUGUGAAAAUGACAGUGACACUUUCUCUAUGUUGACUAAUCAGUUAUUUAGUUAUAAUAUGUUCGAUUUCUUGUUAGAGAUAAAAAAUUUUACUGGGUCCAAUAUGACACAAAAUGUAGGCAUGGAAUAAAAAAGUUUAUUUUUUUAUUCUUCUUAAUGGCGGUACAGGCUCCUUUUUGCAUUAUUUUAUUUAGUUAUAGAGUAAUUUCCACAUACUAACAUAUUUCUCAAAUUGGGCUCUGUACCGCCAUUCUCUAUUAUAUUACGAAUGUGUGUGCCAAAUAUCUCGACAAAAUAUUCAAAAUUGCAGCCGCAAUCUUGGAUCGCGUUUGUUACUACCUGUUGAUCGCUACUGUUGCCUCUUAAGUCAAGCAUUCGUCAAUAUAAGAAUUAGAAAUUGUCAAUUUGAAGGUUAGAAAUAUUAUUUCAUAUUAUUUACUUUUCAAUACAACAAAUCGAACACUAAUAAAAAUACUAAUAAUAGUAUAACAUUUUUUUUGGAAAUAUAUAAACUUAAGGCAGUCGAUUAAGAAUUUAACUUGAACAAAAAUCAGUUGUAGACAUGCGAACUCUCAGAUACAAUCCAAGUGAAAUUCGCAGUGAAUGAAUUAAUCACCGCCCUUAGUCAUAUUGUUCUCUUUGUUUGAUAUAUUCUGUUUUAUAGGGACAAGCUCCUUAAUUUCAUGGUUGAAGAUAAUGUGAAUAAAAAAAGGACAUCAAAUAAAAAAUAAUACGUGAAUAAUGCCAUACUUGUGCAAAGAUCCAGCAGACAGACUAUAUGUUAUCUAACAAAAUUCUACUUGCAAAUGAAUAUUUUAAUGUGUAUUAUGUGUAAUAUUUUAUCUUUUUAUUUUAUUGUAUUUUUUAUAUUGUAUUCCUUAUAGAAAAAAAAGUUUUGCUAGACAAUUUGAUAUUUUCUUAUAUUUGAAGUAAUUUGCUGUAUUUUUUGUAUUUUCACCAUGCUAUAGUCCGUCCCACCUUGACUUUACAGUAAAGGGAACAUAGGCAGUGCAGUCCUUGAGAGUUUUUAGCCCGGUGAUGCCAAUUUUAUCAAAAAGAAUUUGUAAUCGAACAUUAGGGAGAUUAAAUUAAAACUGCAAUUUUAGAAUUCAUAUGCGUAAUAACUAUAGUAUAUCAAAUAAACUUAAACGCAUACGAAUCCUAAAAUUGUAGAUUGCCUUUUUAAAGCAGUUUUAAAUUAAUCUCUCUAAUGUUCGAUUACAAAUUAUUUUUGAUAAAAUCGGCAUCAUCGCGCGAAAAUCUCUCAUACUGCUGCAUUGCCUGUGUUCCCUAUACUGUAAAGUCAAGUUUGGACGAACUAAAGAAGCAUAUCAGGAAUUUUUUUGUAACAAAAACAUUCAUUUUAAUUUUCCAGCAUCCAAGUAAUCCAUUGUUAGAUAUAUGCCUCCCCAGAUUUUUUCCAAUUUUUCGGCGAUUACUGGCAAAUUUUGCUCUAUUAUCUUCUGUUCUAAUUAGUUCUUCGUAAUUUAACCCUGUCCAAUGUCGUAUAUUUCGGAUCCAAGAAAGUUUUCUCUUCCCAAUCCCGCCUUUCCUUCAAUUUUGUCUGUUGUUGUGAGUUGAGGUGGAAAUAUUCCUGAUUCCUUAUUAGGUGUCCAAGGUAUAAUGUUUUACUGACUUUAAUGGUGUGGAAUAGCCGUCUUUGCUUAAAAGAUCGAGAACCUGUCCAUUGGUUAGAAGGUGUCCAGGGAAUUUUCAAUAUUGUUCUGUAAGACUAUGUACAUCUCAAAUGCCUCCAUCUUGUCCAUGGUUGAAUUUGUAAGAUUGCGCCUCUGGCUUGUUUAAUUCUGCAUUCAAUCUUGAGAUUCGAGUCCAGUUGGUUAUUUAUCCUGCUACCCAGGUCGCCACUUUGGUCUUAUCGCUGUUUAUUUCCAUGCAAAAUUAUAUUAUAGUUGAGUCUGUCAUCAAAAUUAUAUCAUCUGUAUAUCUUGCCUAAUAUCUUAAUUCGGUUAAUUUUUAUACAUCCUUGUAUGUCUUCAAACGAUUUGCCGAAGAUUGCUUCAGAGUACAAAUUCAAAAAUAUAGACAACACGUAGCCAUGUAGUUUGUCAUGUUGUUUAUCAGACUUGAUAACAGGUUGUUAUCAAUUCUUUUGCUGUUUGCUGUCAGUACAGGUUUUUAAUUAGUCUUACGCCUUGUUGUCUAAUCUCAUAUAAUUUAGUAGUUAUAAAAAUUUGUCGUGGUCGACUUUAUCAAAGGCUCUUUUUAAAUCAACAAAACUUAUUUUCUUUGAUGACAUUUUGUUUUUUGCAUUACUUUUAUGUCCAUGUGACCAUUAUACACAUUAUAUAAUAUUUCUUUACAAAUUAAUUGUUUAAUAUAAUUCAAAAAUAUAUAUCCAAAAUUGUGAUAUUCUGUUAUAGUUUUGCGAAUUUAUUAUGCUUAAUAGCAUAACUUUACAUAUUGGAAACUUUUUAAAAAAUGAAACAAAUUGCUUUUUAUUUGUGGGACUAUUAAGACUGGUAGUUUUAUUUUAAACAACAGAAUGACUAUGUCAUUCAAUAACGAAAAGAUCUGUAUGUUUCAUUUUGCAAAAGUUGUGUAGAGAGCAUAAAAUGACAGGUGGGACAAACAGUAAAAGAUUUAUAGAACAACUAAAAGAUUUAAAUUUUGAUUCUAUUUAUAGGAUGAUAUACACUAAGCAUCAAAAUUAACGCACCACCUCUUAUUUCCUAAAUCUGUUGUCCGAUUUUAGUGAUAUGUUAGAGCUUUAUUCUUUGAGAAUAUCGAUAUAAUAAUACGGUUGCUAAACAGAUAAGUGUCGUUGUAUACCGGGUAUAACAAUGAUAGUGUGUUUUUUCCUCAAAGUUUGAAACACCCUGUAGAAUAUUCUAGCUUAUAUAUAAUAUUUAAAUUAAAACGCAACUGUAGCCUUAGGUUUUCUUAACAUUUUGCUUUUUGACUCAUUCACUUGUGUUGGAUAAUAAAAAAGUUAGGUACUUUAACAACUGGCAACGUUCUUCAUCAAUACUGGGUGUUUCUAAAUAAGUGCGACAAACUUUAAGGGGUAAUCUGCAUGAAAAAAUAAUGAGAGUUUGCUUUAUAAACAUAUGUCCGCAAAUGCUUCGUUUGCGAAAUACGGGAUGUUGAAUUUUUUCUUACAAACUGACGAUUUAGUUAUUGGUCUAAAACCGGUUGAGAUAUGCAAAUGAAAUUUAGUAGGUUUUAAAAGGUAGUUAUUGCUCCUUUUUGGCAUACAAUUAAGAAUUUUAUAUUCACCAUUGGCGUGCAUACGGGUAAUAUGACCGGGUAAUAUGUCCCGUAUGCACGUCAAUGGUGAAUAUAAAAUUCUUAAUUGUAUGUCAAAAAAUGCGCAAUAACUACCUUUUAAUACCUACCAAUUUAAUUUGCAUAUCUCAACUGGUUUUAGAGCAAUAAAUAAAUCGUCGGUUUGUAAGAAAAAAUUCAACAUCCCGUAUCUCGGAAACGAAGCAUUUGCGAACAUAUGUUUAUAAGGCAAAAGUUUGUUGCACUUAUUUAGAAACACUAUGUAGUAAUGAAGAACGUUGCUAGUUGUUAAAGUACCUAACUUUUAUAUUAUUCAACAUACGCGAAUGAAUCUAAAAGCAAAAUGUUAGGAAAGCCUAAGGCUACAGUAGUUUUAAUUUCAAUAUGUUAUAUACGCUAGAUUACUCCACAGUGUGUUCCAAACUUUGAGGAAAAAACACACUAUCAUUGUUAUACCCGGUAUACAAUGACACUUAUCUAUUUAGCGACAAUAUUAUUACAUGGAUAUUCUUGAAGAAUAAAGCUAUAACAUAUUAAAAAAAUCACUAAAAUCGAACAACAGGUUUAAGAAAUACGAGACAUCAAAAGUGUCCCAUUUUUAAGGUUAAUUUGGAUGCUUAGUGUAUGAUUUUGAUCCAUGUCUAAUAAGUGGAAAUAUAAUGCUAGUGUACGUCUAUGGAAUUAUCUAGGCCUAGGAAAAUGAAUUUCAUUUUUCUACAGGUUAUAGCCUUCAAUAUUCAUGCGGAUAUAUUGAUGUAUGGAGGAUAUAUGAUUUUGAUCUCUUUUUAAUUAAUAAGUGGAUACGUCUAUGGAAUUAUCUAGGCAAAUUAAUUUCAUUGUCAUACAGUUUAUAGCCUUGAAAAUGUAUGCAUUCGGUUGUUGAGAACAAGCACAAACUCAUUAAAACAAAAUUGUAAACGUAAAACUACUGAACCCUUCGUGGGUGGAUAAACCAAGAAAUGCAGCUAAAAGUGCUAAAAUAUGUUAUACUAAACCUUUUACUAUUUGUCACUUUGUACAUGCGUAGUUAAUUGUAUCUAAAUCCUUUUUAAUAAGGCUGGAAAUGUUUAAUGACAAUUAUAUUUAGUUGGAGAUUAAUUUUAAUUUAGGUAAAUAGAUAAGAAACCGUGCUAUUGGUUCUUGACUGUUAAUAUGUUAGCUUUGGCCAGCUACGUGCAUACGAGGUAAAGGUUAGCGGUAGGUGCUUCUUACGUGUUACCAUUCUAUGAAUUGUUGGGUAUGUGCUUAUAAAGAUAGAAAUAUAUGUGGGAUUUACUGGAUAUGUACGUAGUUGGUACUACUUACUUACUCUUAGUCGUUUAUUUGUCAAAGUUAACUAUUUAUGUUUUUAUAUUUUAUACAUAUGAUGUGUCGUUAAAAUAUAAUCGUGAACAGUUUUA
Molecule: messenger RNA, 9753 nt
Organism: Diabrotica virgifera virgifera (western corn rootworm)
Lineage: Eukaryota; Metazoa; Arthropoda; Insecta; Coleoptera; Chrysomelidae
Product: rab-like protein 6
Exons: 8
Coding region: 244-2172 (642 amino acids)
Cellular component (GO): cytosol; nucleus
Molecular function (GO): GTP binding
Source: RefSeq, a predicted model, not a curated record